GGUUUAGGCCUACUUGAGAUUUCCCUAUUAAUACUAUGGCUGCGGUAUGUGUUUCUGGAUAGACAAACAGGCCUCAGCGUGCACGACUUUAAAUGUUCCUUGCAAUGCAUUUUAUCCGAGAAAGGAAACUACUUUUUUCAACCACUUCCUACACAAAACUACAGCAACCCCGGUGAUCUCACUGGCCUGGCAGAGCGGAGACCAUCAGAUUUCUUUAUUCAUAUUGGCCAUCCUCCUGCACCGGAGAUCCGUGAGGAAUUCUUCGGACAGGUUAUUCUGGAUGGGUGUAGAAACGAAAGUCCGUACUAAGUCCAGGAAAUCUUGGAUUGAAGAAACCUUCUACAAGAGGGACUGUGUGAAAUUUAUUCCGGCGUCGCGCGACCUUCACAGGUGUUCUCCUAUGUGUCAAGUAUGCCAGAACUUAAUCAGGUGCUGUUGCGGUAGACUUAUUGGGGAGCACACUGCCCUGGGCCGGGCCCCGCCCCCCCACCAGUUGGCCCAGUCAGACGAGGGCGAGGAGGAGUGGUCUGUGGACCUGCACACUGAGGCAGCCCCCACAGACGCCUUUGGCACCAUCGAUUUCCAGGACGGCUCUCGCUCCUGCCGCGCGAAGUACCUGCGGCUGUCAUGUGACACCAGGGCGGAGCAGGUAUUGCAGCUGAUGCUGCGGGAGUGGCAGAUGGACAUGCCCAAGCUGGUGCUCUCCGUCCACGGCGGCACAGACACCUUCCCCCUGCCCCCCAGGGUGAGGCAGGCCUUCAGCAAGGGGCUGGUCCGAGCUGCAGAGACCACGGGGGCCUGGGUCCUGACUGAGGGCAUCAACACAGGGGUGUCCAAGUACGUGGGGGACGCAGUGAAACUGCACGGCACCCAUGACUUCCGGAAGAGGUACACUGUGGGGAUCGCACCCUGGGGGGUCAUCGAGAACCAGAGUGACCUCUUGGGAAAGGAAGUGCUCCGGCCGUACCAGACUGUGGGGAACCCGCUCAGCAAGCGGGCCUGUCUGAACGGCCUGCACUCCCACUUCCUGCUGGUGGACGACGGCACUGUGGGCAAACAGGGCAACCAGAUGCAGCUGCGCGCGAGACUGGAGAGGCUGCUGCAGCUGCAGAAGAUCCACCCCAGACUGGCUCAGAGGGUACCCGUUGUGUGUGUUGUGGUGGAGGGGGGCCCUGGUCUUGUGUCCCUGGUUCUGGAGUAUGUGCGGAGCGUUCCCCCGGUACCGGUCAUUGUGUUCGAUGGCACCGGUCGAGCUGCUGACCUCCUGGCCUUUGUACAUAAACAAACUACUGACGACCGGCACCUGGGUGAAAGCAUCAGAGAGGACGUUGUGAUGAGGAUUCAGCACGCCUUUAGCCUGGACACUGUUCAGUCCCGCCAACUUUUUGGACUCCUGAUCGAAUGCAUGGACUACAGAGAUUCGAUAAGCAUCUUUGACUCUGAAUCAACGGACCAGCAAGACCUUGACUCAGUGAUUCUGACUGCGUUAUUCAAAGGCAGCAAGGCACCGGCCCCAGACCAGCUGAGCAUUGCCCUGGCAUGGGACAGAGUGGACAUCGCAAAGAAUCACAUUCUGGUCUAUGGACAGCAAUGGAAGGUGGGCUCUAUGGAGCAGGCCAUGCUGGACUCCCUGGUGAUGGACCGGGUCGACUUCGUCAGACUGCUCAUAGAGCACGGCAUGAACAUGAACCGCUUUCUCACCGUGUCCUGUCUGGAGGAGCUUUAUAACACGCAGCUGGGAUCAGCAAAUAUUUUCUUACAUCAUCUUGUGGAAGAUGUGAAGAAGACUCACCUCCCCGUGGGGUACCGGGUUUCGCUGAUUGACGUGGGCCUCGUGAUGGAGUACCUCAUGGGAGGAGCCUACCGCAGCUCCUACACCCGCAAGAAUUUCCGUAGCACCUACCAUCGCCUGCAAAGCCAGAGGAAGUCUGUUUCCUCGGAGAAGGCAAGCAGCAGGGAGAAUGAAAGGAGGUUCAGCGGGCCGAGCAGAGCUCCCAGCAUGCAGCUGGGGGACGACAGCGGAGCCCCUCCCCGCCCCCACUUCUUCCGCACGGCACAGCCGUACAAACGCAAGGAGAAAAGCAUCUUUACGCCAAAGUCCUGGGCGAACAAGUGGGCGGAGACGAAAGGGACCUCGCUGUUCGUGCACGGCUUCAACGACCUGUUCGUGUGGGCGGUGCUGAUGAAGCGCCAGCAGAUGGCGCUGUUCCUGUGGCAGCACGGCGAGGAGGCCAUGGCCCGGGCGGUGGUGGCCUGCAAGCUCUACCGCUCCCUGGCCCAGGAAGCCAGGGACUGCAACACGGGUGACGACAUCGCCGAGGAGCUCGAGACUUACUCACGGGAGUUUGGCCAGCUGGCGGUGGAGCUGCUGGAGCAGGCCUUCCGGGACGACGAGCGCAUGGCCAUGAAGCUGCUGACGUACGAGAUGAGCGACUGGAGUAACUUCACCUGCCUGCAGAUGGCGGUGUCGUCCGGCCUGCGUCCCUUCGUCUCGCACUCCUGCACUCAGACCCUGCUCACCGACCUGUGGAUGGGUCGCCUCAACAUGAGGAAGAACUCCUGGUUCAAGAUCAUUCUCAGCGUCCUGGUGCCGCCUGCCCUCUUCCUGCUGGAGUUUAAGAGUGAGGCCGAGAUGUCCCACGUGCCACAGCUCCAGGAACACCUGCAGUUCGGUGGGGGCUCGGAGGACGCCACGCGCGUCAGCACGACCCCGGGUGACGCAGAAAAAGGACACGAGGAUUCCAGGCGGAAGUCCAAUGCCGGAUUGUAUGGAAUCUUCUGGACCAGGAAGGUGUACGAGUUCUACAGAGCCCCGGUGGUUAAGUUCUGGUUCCACUCGAUUGCCUACCUGGCCUUUCUCAUGUUGUACUCCUACACUGUUCUGGUGAAGAUGCAGGCCAGUCCCAGCCCACAGGAGUGGCUGGUCAUCCUCUACAUCCUCAGCACCACGGUGGAGAAAGUGAGAGAGGUGCUCAUCUCCGAGCCGCAGAAGCUGAGCAAGAAGCUGAAGCUGUGGUUCGGGGAGUUCUGGAACGUGGCCGACUUCAUCGCCAUCGUCCUCUUCCUGGUGGCGCUGUCGCUGCGGUGGCACGCGCACGCUUUGCUGACGGCGGGGCGCAUCGCCUACUGCCUGGACAUCAUCUUCUGGUACGUGCGGCUCCUGGACCUGUUCGCCGUCAACCAGCACGCGGGACCGUACCUCACCAUGAUCGCCAAAAUGACCAAAAACAUGUUUUACAUUGUGGUGAUGAUGGCUAUCGUCCUGCUGAGUUUCGGGGUGUCCAGGAAGGCGAUCCUGUCCCCCGGCGAGCCCCCGUCCUGGGCUCUAGCCCGGGACGUGGUGUUCCAGCCGUACUGGAUGAUAUUUGGGGAAGUGUACGCUGCGGAGAUCGACGCUUGUGCGGACGAGGAACCCUGCCCCCCCGGAUCCUUCCUAACGCCCUUCCUGCAAGCCGUGUAUCUCUUCUUCCAGUACAUCAUCAUGGUCAACAUGCUCAUCGCCUUCUUCAACAACGUCUACUUCGAAAUGGAGUCCAUGUCCAACAAGCUGUGGAAGUACAACCGCUACAGGUACAUCAUGACCUAUCAGGAGAAGCCUUGGCUGCCCCCGCCCUUCAUUCUCCUCAGUCACAUGACCCUCUGCCUCUCCUCCAUCCACCGGCAUCGCGGCAGGAAGUCCGAGCAGGAGGCGCAGUCUGGACUGAAGCUCUAUCUCUGCCCAGAAGACCUCAAAAGGCUCCACGACUUUGAGGAGCAGUGCGUCGCCGAGUAUUUCCACCGCAAGAGCAAGAACCUGCACUGCAGUCAGGAGAACCGGAUCAGAUCCACCAACCAGGCAGUAGAGGAAAUGAGCACGCAGCUACAGGAAGUGGCGGAGAAGGUGCACGAGGUCCAGGACGAGCUGCUGUCGCUGGACGGCCAGCUGGGCCGGCUCCAGGACAUGUCGGCGCUGGUGGUGGACACCCUGGCGGUCGUCUCCGCGGCCGACAGCCGGCAGGCGGGGGAGGCCCUGCUGGGCCUGCGUCGGCCCUUCGGCGGCUCCUGCCGGCGCCUUCCCCACAGCUGGAGCAACGUGACGGCAGCCAUCGGGGGCCCGGACAGCCUCCACCUGGCCCCGCCCCUGGCGCAGCACCACAGCACCCCGCCCUCCUUGCUGCGGUGCGUCGUCCAGGGCAACCGCCGACCAUCUCAGGAUUGGCGGGGUUCCGGGGGCGUGGAGGUGGCCAUGAUGGACGGCGGAGGGGUGGAGCUAAUGCUCACGGUCCCGACCCUCAGUUUCAGACACGCACACUCUGCUAUAGUUCCCUUCGGGAGCAGGGGGAGGGUACCGCCCCAGGGAAGACACCCCCUGUGUACCAGUGACCCCCCAGAACGUUUCUACACCAGACCCUGUCUCCACGACUCUCCCUCCCCAACCAUCCAGGUAGAGGAGGAUUGGGAAGAGGAAGAGGAAGAAGAAGAGGAAGAAGACAGCUUAGAAGAGGAUUUAGAUGGGUCUCAGUUUUCCAGCCAUGCCUUGGUCCUGCCAGAUUCUCCGAGGGAGAGGGGCGGGGUGGUGGGUUUCGUCAACCCCGCCUUCUCCGGGGAAGGAUAUUCCGGAAUCUUCCACCUUGGGCUGGGCCCACCCCCCAGGAAGAGCGGAGAGCUCCACGGGAGUACCCCCCGGCACUGCUGGUCCCUCUCAUCCAGCCUGGAGAACCUGCACCACACCCCCGAAACUCUGUGCUUGUCCACCCCCUCCCUCCUCAUGCCCCCGGAACAGGACGUCUGGGCAGGGGGGCGGCAUAACAGCCAGCGGGACAGGGGAGCGAAUUUGCCCCUAGACCACACCCUACACAGAGAAAUAUCCAAGUCAUCCGAGAUAUACCAGUCCAAGAAGCAGGAGAGUGAAAUGAAAUGCAGGGAAAGGACCGUAAGGAUACAGGAGAGAUACACAAAGAGAGUGAGAAAUGGCGGCCUCCGCUGUACUCCAGGGAGCCUGGAUGACACCCAAAGCAAGAGGCAGCGAGGGGAACAGGCCGGCCUCCAGAGCUCCGCCAGCCUGAUGCAGCUCGAUUUUGUACAGAGGGAACUUAUGCCGAAAUGUGGGAUUUCCUGUCAGGAUAUUUUGGGUGCCAUCCCAUCGGUGUGGAGCAGCUGGUCCAAGCCUCAGAGCCGCAGAUCUUCGGAUCAGAGUAUGACUGGACUAGACACAAAGGGCUCCACGUUCCAGACCGCUGAAUUUCUGGAUCAUCAUUAUUCAGCGGUGGAGAGAAACAACUUAAUGAGACUCGCUAACACCAUACCCUUCACUCCCAUUUCACUCCUGGCCGGAGAGGAAGUGAGCAUCUACUGCCUGGAGGAGGCGGCGCCGGCGGUGGGCGGGGCCGAGGGCGGGGCAGGGGGCGUGUCCUCGUGGUCUGAGCGCGGCAGGACGGCCCUGCUGCAGCCUCUCUCCUGGGAGGCGAUAGAGGGCGGUCUGCGCAGGGCCACGCGGGUGCUCUGCACCUGGGCGGAGGGCGGGGUCCUGGACCCGGGCAGCGUCUACAUCGCCAAGGCCUUCCUGCCUGAGGUGGUGGACACCUGGCAGAGGGUCUUCCCCAGCGACACGGCGCUCCAUCUCUGCCUCAGGGAGGUUCAACAGCAGCACGCUGCGCAGGAGCUCAUGCGCAUUUUCAACCGGAUCAAACCCCACAGUAUCCCGCACUCCCCAAAGUUUCUGGACGUCUUCCUGCUGCACUGGCGGUCCCGGGACCAGUGGCUGACCAUCGAGAGGAACGUGUACGGACACUUCCGGAAGUACAACAACAACACGGGGGAGGAGAUGACACCCGUGAGCGGGCUGGAGGAGACCCUGCUGGCCUUCUCCCACUGGACCUACCAUUACUCCAGAGGGGAGCUUCUGGUGCUCGACCUGCAAGGGGUAGGUUUGGAGCUGACGGACCCCUCGGUCAUCACGUCGGAUGAUAAAAGCUCACCUGGUGAUUUGGUGUUCGGUCCUGCCAACCUUGGGGACGAUGCCAUCCACAGCUUCAUCCUAAAGCACACCUGCAACGCCUGCUGCGCCAAGCUCUGUCUCUCAGAUUUGAGAAAAACCAAAGUCUUCCCUGGAAAAACGAGACCAGCUUGUGAAGGGGACAGGGCCGCAAUCAUGACCCGGCUUUGACACCUGACCUGGAAGUGGAUCCGUUAAUUUAUGAAGACAACGAGAAUGCAGCAGAACAGACAUGUCCUUUUGCUGUCCAUGUGUGACUUCCUCAUCUGGUUUGAUAACUGUUGACUUUGUAUUGAGAUAUGCAGGCUUACCCUUGAAAUCCCUUUUAUCCUUUUUAACAUCUAAAUGGAGCCCUGUCCAAAACUGGUGGAUGCAAAUUGUGGUAAACACACUUCUUAUUUGCCUUUCAUCAAUUUAAGAUUUCAGUGAUUCAUCCCAUUCCAUUCUCUUGAGAGAACAAAAUAUUCUCCUGGAUGUGCAGGUUAUUGAAAUACACGAGAGAUGCUAGUUUAUAAAUGAUUUACUUUCGGAAAGUGCCAGUGAUACGCACGCGGUCAUAGCUGGUCUGAGGAGUCGUAGAAGUAGGGUCCUGUUUUUAAGCUUCAGGAUUGUAGCCUGUUUGCUAGUCCAAGGAUCCACUCUGGCUAAGUGCCUGGUUUUGUCUGCGAUUCCUUGGAUUUCCAAUGGAUUAUGUGAAAGAUUGAUUACAAUGUAAAACUCUUUGGAAUAAAUUCCUGUGCACACGA
This is a messenger RNA of Anguilla anguilla (European eel), 6720 nucleotides long. It is a transcript of the gene trpm6, whose product is annotated as transient receptor potential cation channel, subfamily M, member 6. The transcript has 39 exons. Gene Ontology annotation, biological process: protein tetramerization; protein phosphorylation; monoatomic cation transmembrane transport. Gene Ontology annotation, molecular function: ATP binding; monoatomic cation channel activity; protein serine/threonine kinase activity. Gene Ontology annotation, cellular component: apical plasma membrane. The record is from RefSeq and is a predicted model, not a curated record. The coding region runs from base 47 to 6145 and encodes 2032 amino acids. Lineage: Eukaryota; Metazoa; Chordata; Actinopteri; Anguilliformes; Anguillidae.